CUGAGUGAGUACUUUAUUUAUCUGUACAUUAACAACAGCUGACAGCGUUCAGUUUAACGUCAAUAUCUUUAGAGGAAGCUCACGAGACAAGGCAACACGCUUGAGCACCGUAGGAGACUGGGAGUGUGAGUAGGCUACACGCAAGUCCUUGAGCUCUUUCAGCAAGGAGAAGAUGAAAUGGAGAAAGUGGUAUCUGGAGUCUUAUCUGAUUCAAUAAGAGUAACGAGUGUGUGGAUACCAGAGGAGACGCUUUGAUCACAUUAGGAGAUUGUGUGGUUCUCAUUCACACUCCGAAAACAAAAAGGUACAAUUGAGCCACUGACGAAGGCAUGUGGCGGAUAUUAUGGCUUACAGUCGGCACACGCCUCUUUGGAGCCAACAGCUGGCUGCCUCACACUGUCCUGUAGCUGGGCCGCCUCUGCCUGAGCUCCAUGCACCUCACGUAUCGUACCUUUUGACUUCAUGAAGAUUCCUGACAUCGGUGAUGUAAUGAAUAAAUUUGAAGUCCUUGGGAUUGUGGGUGAAGGUGCCUAUGGUGUUGUUUUGAAGUGCCGACACAAGGACACCAAUGAAAUCGUGGCCAUUAAAAAAUUCAAGGACAGUGAAGAAAAUGAGGAGGUUAAAGAAACGACACUACGGGAGCUUAAGAUGCUCCGAACCCUCAAGCAGGAGAAUAUUGUUGAGUUGAAAGAGGCCUUCCGCAGAAGAGGGAAGCUCUAUCUCGUCUUUGAGUAUGUGGAGAAGAACAUGCUCGAGCUGCUCGAGGAGUUACCAAACGGUGUGCCGACGGACAAAGCGCGCAGCUACAUCUACCAGUUAAUCAGAGCAAUUCACUGGUGCCAUAAGCAUGACAUUGUCCACCGAGACAUAAAGCCAGAAAACCUUCUCAUCAGCUCCGAUGACGUCCUCAAGCUUUGUGACUUCGGUUUUGCACGUAAUCUCUCUGAGGGGACCGAUGCCAAUUACACCGAGUAUGUGGCCACUAGAUGGUACCGCUCUCCUGAGCUGCUGCUCGGGGCUCCUUACGGGAAGGCAGUGGACAUGUGGUCAGUGGGCUGCAUCUUAGGAGAGCUGAGCGACGGGCAGCCUCUGUUCCCGGGAGAGAGCGAGAUCGACCAGCUUUUUACCAUCCAGAAAGUGUUGGGACCCCUGCCACCGGAACAGAUGAAGCUCUUCUAUAACAAUCCUCGCUUCCACGGGCUGCGGUUCCCUGCUGUGAACCACCCCCAAACCUUGGAGCGAAGAUACCUGGGAAUCAUCGGCGGAGCCCUGCUGGACCUGCUAAAGAACCUGCUGCUGCUGAACCCGACAGAGCGCUUUCUCACAGAACAGAGUCUGAACCACCACGCCUUCCAGACCCUGCGACUCGUGGAGCGGCCCGGCCCACCCACACCCACACCUGUACGCUCCUCCAAGAGAAAACCUCACCAUGGAGACAACACCACCCCCAGCAGGAGCCAUGGGGGAAAGAGCUCAGGAAGCCACCGCUCCAGCACCAGAGAGUGCUCUAGCUUGCCGCGGCACGAAGACCUCCACCCCAGCAAUGAUGGCUUUCUCAACGGCAACAUGCCUGCAGCGAUCAACCUCAGCCCCACCCUGCAUCCCAAGAACUACCAGCCGCAGAUCUUCAACCACUCCAACUCGUGCAACAUGGACCUGGCCAGCAGCAACCUGCCCCAUCUGCUCAGCCCAAGCGAAGCUAAGAGCAAGGGCGACUUCGACAUGAACCUGGGGUCCAAAGUGUCCGACGGCCCCGGAGCCAAGUACCUCAAAUCCAACUUUCGCUCACAGCAGAACCGCCAUUCUUUUGUGGAGGGGAAGACCAACACGCUUCAAUCAGGGGAGAAACACAGUCGACACAGCUACAUGGAGUCCCACAGCUCCACGCCAUCCUCCUCCAAGUUCGGCUACCUAAACUUGUCCAAGAGCUAUGGCACUCUUAGCGACGCUAAGUCAGUGGGGAACUUAAAUGAUGUGCAUCUUUACACGGACGAGCCUACAUCUCGUUAUUUUCCCUCGAGCUGCCUCGACCUCACAGCCCCGAGCAGCCCAGCAGCUCGCCGAGUGGACAGACUGGGACCUGGCACAGCUGGCAGAGGAAGCAUGCGCUCAGACAGAGAGAGCAACACCCUGGACUCGUCCUACAGGCGCUCAUCAACCCGCCACAAGGGCUCCGAGGAGGCCAAAUCGCCAGAUGCUCUGGACCCUGGGGAAAGUGGCGUGGACAGGAGCCACGCUCACUCUCUGUCCGCCCCACACGACCCCCUGCCAUACGGUCAGGGAUACACCAGCCCCUUCUCCUCCCAGCAGCGGCCGCACCGUCACUCCAUGUACGUACGGAGGGACCACCAGAGGACACACGGGGCGGAGGAGGGACUAGUGGUGGGGCAGGGCUUGCCCACCAGAGCCAGCAGCCUCCAGCUCCUGUCUCCGCAGCUGCAGCACCGCACGCUGCCUCGCCACUCUGGGGGCUCCUCCAGAGAGGAAGACAUGAGCAGGAGCGAACAGGCACCCACUGAGGUCACCCACAGCAGACCCCCAAUAAGGGACUCCACAAGGGACAACACAGCAUCUUUUCACACACAGCGGCAAAAAAGCGAGGUCGGCUUGUAUCAUGACCAGCAAGCAGAAGACGGAGGCUCCUCCAAAGAGAACCGCAACAUCUACAGUGAAUCCAUGCCCAGGAGGGUGGGCAGCUUCUACAGAGUCCCGUCUCCUCGGCCAGACAACUCCUUCCAUGACAGCAGGGGUCAGAGCCGGAGCUCGGACGGCAGCAGUUUGUCGAACCACUCCAAACGUCAGCCAGCGUUUGACCCCUGGACUGGCCCAGAUACUGUCGUGCUGAACUCCUCUGAGCCAUCCAAAGAAAAGGAGAAGCAGGGUUUCUUCAGAGCAAUAAAGAAGAAGAAGAAGAAAUCUCAAAUGAUGCAAGUCCCUGAGGGAAGGCCGCCUGUCAUCAAGAAAUGUCUUUUCCCUCUGUUUAGCCCAAAGAAUAACAUAAAGCAUAGCUCCUCUGUGAGAGUCCUCCCUGUAGUGUCCUCUCCCAUGGUUACUGGUGAAGGGGUGGACACAGUCAUCCAGAAGUCCUCCAGGUCCUCCAGUCACCAGAGCAGCCGCCACAGGAACCGCGACAAGAGCAGAGACCGGGACCAAGAACGAGACCGAGACAGGGACAAGGACUGGCCACCUGAGAAACUGUCUGAUUCACACUCUCCUAGUCAGCCACUGAAAUCUCUGCGCAAACUCCUGCACCUUUCGUCCUCGUCCUCCAACCAGACUGCACAGUCUGACAUGCGCUACCAGCCGCUGCCUAAUCCAGCAUCUGCUCAAGGUGGUUUCACGGAGAGCCGGGGUCACUCAGGGGUCAGCACGCCCCAGCUGAAGAGCCGACAGUCAGCCUACCCGCUGCCUGGACAGCUGGAGUCUGGCUGGCACUCCUCAGCCCUGGGCCGCCCCGAGGGCAACCCCUACCCAGAGCAAAUGAGCAUCAAGGGAGGCCAGAACGGGCAUGGCUUCGGACGCCCCUCCAGGUCACGUAUGCCAAACCUCAACGACCUGAAAGAGACAGCUCUGUGAUCUCCCUCACCGUUCAGCUCUCAGAUCCACUUCAGACUCCUCCGUUUCCCCUCUGUUGCUCCUACACGUCCCUUGCGUAACAGUACACCUGCUGACUACACACACACACACACACACACACACACACACACACAUACAUACAUGAACACACAGAUACCAAACCUUCAGUUUUAAACACUGCUUGCGAACAGGCCAAAAGCCUUUUUAUGUCUUCAUUUUUUUUUUAAAGCUUCCAUGUUUGAUAGACUUUAUAUUAUUACUUCUGUAAUUCUGAUUAUAAUUUGUAUUAUAAAGUAAAUAUAUUACAAAUUAAAUAUAUAUAAAUGGAUAGAUAAAGUGUAGAUUUUAAGUGUAAGUAUUUUUGUUUCUAUUCAAUAUAGAAAUAUAGUACAUUUUACUGCGUAGUAUUUCCUUAAGACUAUCUAAGGCAUUCUAAACAAAUGAAGUUUUAUCAGUUGUUACAAUAGAGGUUGGUAAUGUCAGUAACUUUGCAGUGUGUUCAUCUCACCCAGGAU
This is a messenger RNA of Epinephelus fuscoguttatus (brown-marbled grouper), 4091 nucleotides long. Its product is annotated as cyclin-dependent kinase-like 5. Gene Ontology annotation, cellular component: dendrite cytoplasm; nucleus. The transcript is spliced from 20 exons. The record is from RefSeq and is a predicted model, not a curated record. Bases 463 to 3576 code for a protein of 1037 amino acids. Gene Ontology annotation, molecular function: protein kinase activity; ATP binding. NCBI's taxonomy places the organism in Eukaryota, Metazoa, Chordata, Actinopteri, Perciformes, Serranidae. Gene Ontology annotation, biological process: positive regulation of axon extension; protein phosphorylation; regulation of dendrite development.